GGAGUUCUACAAGUACAUGAAAUCUUUCCCGAAGGUGCCGUCGCCUUGGACGGUCGAAUUCAACCCGGCGACAGACUGCUAGCAGUUAACGAUGAGUCGCUUUCCAAUCUCCCCUAUGCCAUUGCUGUCUCAACCAUUGGAGCAGCAUUCUCAGGUCGAACGCCUCUAACAAGCGAUGUCGAUCUUUCCAAAGUUGCGGCUAUUACCUCUCCGUCCCAUCAUGCGGAUGACAAAAGCAGUGGAAGCAUCUCACUUGUGGUUGAACGACCCGGGUCUGGAGUUCAGACCAAAUGGUACGAUCAGGAAGUAACAGUGGAUUUGGUGAAGAAGCCUGGACGAGGAUUGGGUCUAUGUAUUGUGGAACGUUCUGGUCCGCCCGUGGUGACUUUUAAUGGUGUUUCUUCAACGAAUACUACAAAAUCACUUCCAAAUAAACUGCCUCUUUCAUCGGCCGAGAGGUCUGGUCUGGGAGUUAUUGUCUGCGAUCUGAUUAAAGGCAGCACGGCCCAAUUAGACGGUCGAAUAAUGAUCGGUGAUCAAAUUUUGGCGAUCAACGAAGUGGAUGUAGAAAAUGACUCCCAGGAAAGUGUGGCCACCCUACUAAAGUCUAAACUCAGCAACGGCUUCGAUUCUUGGCCAAAGUCUAAACUCAGCAACGGCUUCGAUUCUUGGCCAUUCGGCUAUGUGGUAGAGUGCCACUCUAAACUCAGCAACGGCUUCGAUUCUUGGCCAGUCGGCAACGGCUUCGAUUCCUGGCCAGUCGGUUAUAUCGGAGAGUGCCAACUGUGUUUCUCCUUUGUUCGAGCUUUAAUUUCGUUGCCUUCUCCUUUGUGUUUUGCCAGGCAAUCCGUCCGCCAGUCGGCUAUUUCGGAGAGUGCCACUGUCCACUAUUUCUCCCUUGUUCGAGCUUUGAGUUCGUUGCACCUUGAGGUCUUGAAUUCUCUUUGUUCGCCAGUCGGCUAUGUCGGAGAGUGCCACUGUUUCUCCUUUGUUCGAGCUUUAAUUUCGUUGCACAUUGAGUUGGAGCAAUGGAGAAUAGAAGCCAAACGUGAAAAGGACCUUCGAAAGCGUCUAGAAGUUGAGGUCAAGAAUAGAGACGAAAAAAUGGCACGAAUUGAAGCGGACAUGAAGCGACUGACUCUCUCAAAUGAAGAUCUGGGCAGACAGCUUGAUGUUGCUAUGGUAAGUUGA
Rodentolepis nana is the source of this 1191-nucleotide messenger RNA. NCBI's taxonomy places the organism in Eukaryota, Metazoa, Platyhelminthes, Cestoda, Cyclophyllidea, Hymenolepididae. The record is from the annotation of a GenBank genome assembly.